Molecule: messenger RNA, 295 nt
Organism: Cutaneotrichosporon oleaginosum
Lineage: Eukaryota; Fungi; Basidiomycota; Tremellomycetes; Trichosporonales; Trichosporonaceae
Source: RefSeq, a predicted model, not a curated record
CAUGACCACGCCGCCGCCGAAACCCACCCCGCCCCCACACGGCGUCCGCGAACGCAUGGGCUCGUACGCGCUCGCCUUUUCCGAGCUGAACGCGGCCGCGCGCGCAGGCAAGACGCCGCGCAGCCAGCGCGCGCUCCUCGCCUACCUCGGCGCGGAGGAGGCUGCGGGCCGCAUGCCCGCUGGCUUUGCGCGUGUGUACCGUGCAUAUUAUGGGGCUAGUGGGGUGCUCGCGCUCGCGGUCGGCGUUGGCGUCGGGUAUGCCGGAUACCGCUGGGCGACGGAGUCGCGGGAUUAA